Molecule: messenger RNA, 1899 nt
Organism: Penicillium malachiteum
Lineage: Eukaryota; Fungi; Ascomycota; Eurotiomycetes; Eurotiales; Aspergillaceae
Exons: 8
Coding region: 1-1899 (632 amino acids)
Biological process (GO): L-arabinose metabolic process
Molecular function (GO): alpha-L-arabinofuranosidase activity
Source: RefSeq, a predicted model, not a curated record
AUGUCUUUCAAAGGAGUCUUUUCUUUAAAGCCUGGCCUCAGUGCCCUCUCCAUCUGCUGUGCACUUUUCCAAACAGUGCAAGGCAUUUCGCUUCAAGUAAACAAGAGCGGCGGAAAUGCCUCAAGUUCCUUGAUGUAUGGCUUCAUGUUUGAAGAUAUCAAUCACUCUGGUGAUGGUGGCAUCUAUGGUCAAAUCUUGCGAAACAAUGGCUUACAGGGCACAGCGCCUGAUCUGACCGCAUGGGGUGCUGUUGGUGAUGCCACAAUUGCGAUUGACUUUGACAAUCCUCUCACAACCGCAAUCCCACACACCCUACGCCUGGACGUCGCCAGUGGAACCAGUGGUACUGUCGGUGUUACUAACACAGGAUACUGGGGAAUUCCAGUGGAUGGAAGUGAGCAUCAGACUUACUUCUGGAUCAAGGGUGAUAUAAGCGGCGACAUUACUGCAAGCCUGGUCGGCAAUGGUACCGGGACAAUUUAUGGCUCGACAUCAAUCCCUGUUUCUUCCACCAGUGACAAUUUUACAUAUGUUGACGCUUCUCUGUCGACGGAAAAGGCACCAAAUGGAGAUGUCUAUUUUGAGCUUUCUUUGGAUGGAGCUGAGGUGGCUGGCUCCUCGCUCUAUUUCGGUCUUGUUCAGCUGUUCCCUACCACUUACAAGGACCGGUAUAACGGUCUCCAGCCUCGCAUCGCUAAUGUCUUGGAAGCCGUCGAGGCAUCUUUCCUGAGAUUCCCAGGUGGCAACAAUCUCGAGGGAGAGUCACUGGAUAAUCGUUGGAAGUGGAACGAAACUAUCGGACCCGUCCAAGAUCGCCCUGGACGUGAGGGAACUUGGAGCUACUAUAAUACAGAUGGCCUUGGUCUUGAUGAGUACCUUUACUGGUGUGAGGACAUGGGUCUCUCACCAUUGCUGGCUAUCUGGGCUGGCUUUGCUCUAGAGGCUGGUGCAGGUACCCCUCUAACUGGUGAUGCACUGACUCCUUAUGUCAACGAUGUUCUGAAUGAGCUCGAGUAUAUUCUGGGUGAUGCAAGCACAGCAUACGGCGCAAUCCGUGCUGCGAAUGGGCGAACAGAGCCUUGGGACGUCACCAUAGUUGAAAUUGGCAAUGAGGAUAACUUGGGAGGUGGCUGUUCCAGCUAUGCCGAGCGAUUUACCGCAUUCUACGACGCCAUUAAUGAGAAAUAUCCCGAUGUGACUCUCAUCGCCAGUACCAACGAUGCGUCUUGUUUGCCAAGCCCUAUGCCGAGUGGAGCUAUGGUGGACUACCACGACUACAACACGCCCGAUGGACUUGUGGGCCAGUUCGACUACUUCGAUAACAUUGACCGCACCAGCUCAUACCUUGUUGGGGAGUAUGCCCAAAAUGGUGUUGAGUACCCAAUCAUGCAAGGCGCCGUUGGUGAGGCAGUCUUCAUGAUCGGUAUGGAGCGCAACAGCGAUCUCAUCAAGAUGGCUUCAUACGCUCCCCUUCUACAGCUCGUGAACUCUACUCAAUGGACUCCCAACUUGAUUCCAUUCACCCAGAGUCCUGACAAUGUUGUCGAGACUACAAGCUACUACGUCCAGCAGAUGUUCUCUGUGAAUCGUGGGGACACAAUUAAGGAGGUAACCAGUGAUUCGGCGUUUGGACCCGUCUACUGGGUUGCCUCUAGCGCCAGUGAUUCAUCGUACUUUGUCAAGCUGGCGAACUAUGGCAGCGAUACUCAAGACUUGAGUGUCAAUAUUAAUGGAUUGACCACUGCGAAGUUGACUUUAGUUGGUGAUGACGACCCCCAUGCCGCGAAUACACCUGAUGAGUCUCCAGUUGUGCCUGUGCAAUCAACUCUCAGCAGCUCAAACGGCACGUUUACUUUCACUUUGCCCGCUUGGUCAGUUGCUGUGUUAGCAGCUAGCUAG